Messenger RNA from Cladocopium goreaui, 2184 nucleotides. Lineage: Eukaryota; Dinophyceae; Suessiales; Symbiodiniaceae. The record is from the annotation of a GenBank genome assembly.
AUGGGGCUGAGCUUUUUUCAGGUCUCGCAGUUCGUUCGCGAGCAGCCCACACGGGUGUUCAUCGCCGGCGCCCGGGAGGUGACCGGCGACGAAGAGCUUCCGCCGCUGAUCACCAACGGCCGGUUCGCCGAAUACCUGUUCGACGGCGACCCCACCCGCACGCGCUUGCUCGAACUGGAAUUCAACCCACCGGAAGACACUGAAGUCGAUCUGCUUCCCGGGGGAGAGAUUACCGAAGUGCAGGCGAUUGAAUGGGUGAGGCAGGGUGUGUUUGAAGUGGUGGUGAUCUUUCCGCCUGACUUCGCCAACCAGCUUGAAGAGUAUCGUCAGCAGCUUCGCGAACUGCGCGAAGGUGGUGAGCAAGACGAGGGUGCGGCUGACCUGAUGGUGCGGGUGCCGGGGCCGAGCAUCUAUCACAACUCGGCCAACGAGACUUCGCAGAUUGCUUACCUGCGGAUUUCGCAGGUGUUGCAGCGAUGGACGGAGAUGAUCGGACAGAGCAACCUGCAAUUCAGCGGGGUGCCCGAGACGGCCGCCGACCCGGUGGAUGUGGCCAACGUGGAUGUGGCCGACAGUGAUCACAAAGAUGCGGCCAUCUGGUCGAAGAUCUUUCCGUUCAUGGUGCUGCUGUGGGCGAUGACCGGGGCGUUCUACCCGGCGGUCGACCUGUGUGCGGGUGAGAAAGAACGUGGCACGCUGGAAACGUUGCUCAGCAGCCCUGCCAGUCGGGUAGAAAUUGUCUGGGGCAAGCUGCUGACGAUCACGCUGUUCAGCAUGGCCACGGCGGUGUUGAACCUAAUUAGUGUGGCCCUCACCGGGUUGUUCCUGCUGCGGCAGUUGAACACCUUCGCCAUGCCACCGGCGCUAACGCCGUUGUGGUUGCUGCUGGUGUUGAUUCCGGUUUCGGCCCUAUUCAGUGCGCUGUGCCUGGCUUUGGCGGCAAUGGCCCGUAGUACGAAAGAAGGUCAGUAUUACUUGAUGCCGCUGAUGAUGGUCACCAUGCCGCUGGUGAUUCUGCCGAUGGCCCCCGGCGUGGAACUGUCGUUGGGUAACAGCCUGAUCCCGAUUACUGGCGUGAUGUUGCUCCUACGGGCGCUGCUUGAAGGCAACUAUGUGGUGGCCCUGCCCUACGUGGCGCCGGUGGUGCUGGUGACCAUCGGGUGUUGCCUGUUGGCCAUUCGCUGGGCCGUCGAUCAAUUCAAUUCUGAAAACGUGCUGUUCCGCGAAAGCGAGCGGCUCGAUCUCGGGUUGUGGCUCAAGCAUCUGGUGCGCGAUCGGGGUGAUACGCCGAGCGUGGCCGAGGCGCUGUUCUGCUGCAUUCUGAUCCUGAUGAUUCGCGUGUUCAUGGGCCUGGCCCUGGCCCAACCGCACGACUUCCGAGGGUUUAUCGUGUUGGCGGCGGUGACGCAGUUGGUCGUGAUUGCUACGCCUGUGUUAUUGAUGACGACGAUGCUUACGCGAAAGCCGCUACGGACGUUGCUGCUGGAUCGUCGCCCGCCGGUGUGGAGUUUUGUGGCUGUGGUGGUGCUGGCCGUGGCGAUUCAUCCCGUGGUGACUGCUCUGCGCAACCUGGUGAUGUACCUCUACCCCUUGAGUGAAGAGGUGGCCGCGCAACUGAACGACCUUGGCGGGAUGAUGGGCGGCCCGAUGACGGCCCAGCGGUUGAUGCUGUUGCUGUUGGUGAUGGCCAUUGUGCCAGCCAUUUGCGAAGAGUUGGCCUUCCGCGGGUUCGUCCUUUCCGGGCUGCGGCACAUGGGCCACAAGUGGCAAGCCAUUGUGGUCAGCGCGUUCUUCUUCGGUGUGACCCAUGCCAUCUUUCAACAGUCGAUCGUGGCCUGCUUCCUGGGCGUUCUAUUGGGCUUCAUCGCCGUACAAACCGGCAGUUUGAUUCCCUGCGUGCUGUAUCACGGACUGCAUAACUCGCUGGCCCUGCUGAGUUCGCAGGCUUUGGCCGAAACGGCCAGCGACCCUGCGUGGCGGUUCCUGGUCUCGCAGACCGAGGAUGGCGGGCUGACUUAUCACUGGAGCGUGGUCACGCUGGGGGCCGUCGCUUCGGCAGCUAUCCUGGCCUGGAUGUCGAGCAAGCCCCACCCGAUGAGCAGCGAGGAAACGCUGCAAGACGCUUGGCUUCGCCGUAGGAGAGUGAUCGCCCGCUGGGAGCUUAGUUUCCUGGCACUGCUCUGA